Oxyura jamaicensis (ruddy duck) is the source of this 1374-nucleotide messenger RNA. It is a transcript of the gene TEX55, whose product is annotated as testis expressed 55. NCBI's taxonomy places the organism in Eukaryota, Metazoa, Chordata, Aves, Anseriformes, Anatidae. The coding region runs from base 134 to 613 and encodes 159 amino acids. The transcript has 4 exons. The record is from RefSeq and is a predicted model, not a curated record.
UCCGCAACCUGACCAUCCCGUGACCCCCACCAUCCUCCCGACCCCCAUCUGUCCCCUCUGGAGGGGCAUCUCCCCCCAGCGCGGGGCAGAGCAGCCCUUUCCAUCGGGGUGUUCGUGCUGUCGGUGUGAUUUCAUGCAAGAUGCCAGUGACCAUUCAGAAACUGAAGUGAAGAAAUGCAUCAUACCAUCAGUUGCUGAACCAUCAGAGGACCAGAGACCUAUAGUUGAAUUCCCACCAUCACUGAACGACUUCCCACCAGUCGAGACAUUCUUGCCUGAACCCUCACAGUCUGGGGGUAAAAUAUCUCAGGCUGGGCUGUCGGCACCUGUAGUCAAACCAACAUGUGAAAUAUCAGAGCAGCCAAUGGUGUAUGAAGACCCCUAUGAAGUCUCUGUUAAGUACAUGGAGAAACAUAAUAUUCUGCAGAUAUUUCAGGAGAUCACAGUAAAACUGAUGUACGAGAAGCCUGAUGACCCUUUGCAGUUCAUGUUGCUGCAGGUGCAGUCUAUGAUAAAUGCCCGGCAGGCAGAAAUGGAGGGAGUAUUGGAUGAGAGCAAAGAUAGAGAGGAGUUUCUGAAACAAGUCCUGUGCACUCCUUCUGGCCCUUACUGACCUUGCUAUUGUGAUGUUGCACAUGGCCUUCGCAGCAUCCUGCUUUUGCAACCAGUGGAAGUAAAUUUGGAAAUGUCUGCUGGUAUCUCUCUUUCUUGAUUUUUCAUGUGAUUCUGCUUCCCCUUUAAUAUAAAUCCUGCAAUCUAGUAUCUUUAUGGACACACAAAAUCAAAUCUAAAAGAGUGCAUGAACCUGCAUGCACAUAUGGCACAUUUUAAAAGGCUGCUCUCCUGAAAUCUUGUAUGGUCCAUACAAAUCCACAACUCCCACAUGUAGGCCACCACUAGAUUCAACUUUUCUGUGCAGGGAAACCUCACAGCACAGACAAUACAAGUGCAAAAGCAAGUAGAAUUAAAAAAGCAGCCCUGGACAACCCACAGUCCUCACUUUUUCAUGCUGCAUUGGUGGCUGUCUUAAACUAUGCAGUAUCACCAAUGCCCAUCUAACACUUUGAAAUCCAUGCUGGGAGAGGCUCAGCCAGUGGUUUUUCUGACGCCCCAAAGCUCCUCUGGCACAAGGAGCCAUCUCUUUGUUGCUUCCACACACCGUCAGUAGCUUUCUCACUCUUAACUAUCCAUGCCAGGUUCAGAUCACUCUGUUUUUUGGUGCUGCCCUGCCUGUAUCAUUGCAAGUACAGUGUGUAUUUUGAUUAAAAGAACAGUAAAGCAACAGUUGCCUACACGCUCUAUGGCUUCAGAAGGCACUGAGGCACUGCCACUCGGGAAUGUGAGAGGUGAAUAAAACUAAACAAACCCAAGACA